This is a messenger RNA of Microdochium trichocladiopsis, 1292 nucleotides long. RefSeq lists its product as uncharacterized. The transcript is spliced from 3 exons. Gene Ontology annotation, molecular function: DNA-binding transcription factor activity, RNA polymerase II-specific; zinc ion binding. Lineage: Eukaryota; Fungi; Ascomycota; Sordariomycetes; Xylariales; Microdochiaceae. Gene Ontology annotation, biological process: regulation of DNA-templated transcription. Bases 199 to 1122 code for a protein of 307 amino acids. The record is from RefSeq and is a predicted model, not a curated record.
CGCCGGUCCUGUGAGGACUUCGGUGUCCUCGUCUUCCAAGAAGACUUCUGGGCCCUCAAUAAAGACUUCCAAGUCAGCCAACCGGGUUACGAAGCGCCCGUCGAGUAAUACGUCGCGCUCUCCAGUACAUGACCAUGCACCACCAUCCCCACACAGUUCCGAUAGUAGGCAUAAGAGAGUCUGGAAGGCCUGUGAGCGAUGCCGCAUGAAGAAGACAAAGUAAAGUGCGAUGGCGAGUUCCCCUGCAAGCGGUGCAAGGACGACGGCCUUGUUUGCACGGCUGGCACGAGAAAGAAGACAGAGUACAAGCAACUUCCCAAAGGGUACGCCGAGGUUCUUGAGCAUACACAGUUCGCCUUGAUAGCCACGGUGCACAAGCUCUACGCCAUGGUCCGUGAGGGCCAGACCUGGGACCUGGGAGAGCCGGAUCUCAACGACCGAGGCCAGCCCAUAAUCCACAACAUAGCGACGAAGCUGGGGUGCAUCCGGCCGAAUGCCGACAUUGACCUGCCGCCACACUCUGUGUUUCCCGAGGACGAGGCGGGCCUGUCACAGUUGGCGGCCGAGUUGCAAGCGCAGCAGCCGCCAGAGCACGAAUCGAUGAUCAUGGAGGACAUCAAGAUGGAGCGCAGCCUGACCGAAACCCGCUCCGACCGUGCGAGCUCGUCAGAACUGGACCACUCCGACUUUGAGCAAGACUACCGGGCGACGCUGCUCGGGGAGCAGCAGCAGCAGCAGCACACGAACCUCCAGACCCUGUCGCCACAAAGCUUCUCAUCGUGCAACGACUUUGACGUCAACACGCCAAUCUCUGCGGGCCUCGACCCUUCAGCCGACGCCAUGAUGUUUGCCGACUUCCCACCACGCUCGGGCGGGGUGCCGACCUCGAUGCCCAUGUGGGAGAUGAGCCGGCUCAGCGCAAUGGGCGACAACAUGGCGCAGUACAUGCCAAACAUGAACCUUAACAUGGCCGACAUGAUGCUCAGCCAGGGGCUGAUCGAGUCCGAGUUUGGCACCAUCAAGCCGCACAUGGUUUCAUGUCCCAAUUCGGAAGCCAUGCUUGGCAUCGGGGACCCCAUGAUCUACUCUGGCUACAACAUGGAGGCGGCGAUGCGGUCGUGAGUUGGGUUCAAGAGUCCUGCAACCACAACAACAAAAAAAACAAAACAAAAAAAGACGGCAAUGGCGGCGGCAGUUUGCCCGCACAGCCAAACAACAGCUUUGCCUCUUUGAAAUUCCACGAGAAGCUUUGAGGACUGCGCGCAAUUGUGAUCGGCGUGCGCGACGUCCGC